Molecule: messenger RNA, 1699 nt
Organism: Pocillopora verrucosa
Lineage: Eukaryota; Metazoa; Cnidaria; Anthozoa; Scleractinia; Pocilloporidae
Source: RefSeq, a predicted model, not a curated record
UACUCUUGAGCUCUGUUAGGGUUAAGUCAGAUAGCUUUAUAGAGGAAAAUGGGGUUUGGUUUGGACGACUUGUUUCCAUAUCUCGAGGUCAUUUCCACCGUUGCAGCGGGUAUGUUUGUCGGAGGUGCGGUGUACAUCAAUGUUGUUGAACAUCCCGCCCGAAUGACGAUUCAAGAUACUUCAUCUUGUCACAAAGAGUGGAUGGAAAGUUUCGAUCGAGCGAAGGUUUUCCAGAGUCGCUUGGCGUUAGUCUCUAUAAUUUCUGGAGCUGGUGCAUACUACUGUAACCCAAAAAAGGGUCUUCCUUUCCUUGUCGGAGGAGGUCUGAUUGCAACGAUCUUCCCGUAUACGCUGUUCGUUCUGAAACCAAACUCGAUUGACCCCAUUUACGACAAAGAAGUGACCGCCAGAAAGAGUGAGGGUGUCGUAAGGGAGACCAUAGACAAGUGGAACAGCUAUCACAUGGUCAGAAGCAUUAUUACCUUUCCAGUUUUUGUGGGAUACGUCUUGUACCUUUCCAGUGGCCAUAAAAAGUUCUGGUGAAGAUGGGGACAAAUUGUGACAGUCACAUGACAUCAUAAAUAUAUUAUGUUAUGCAGUAGUUAGUUUUAUUACGAUCGAAGUUUGGAUCUCUUUCACCUAUGUAACCUGCGGGCGUAUCGUUUAUUGAAACAAAAGGGGGAUUUUCCUUAUUUUCUUAAAUUCACAACAUGGAAUUUAUCUACCUUCAUCAGCUUUCAAGAGAGAGUGCUCAGUAUUUUCUAGGUGAAAAUUAGAGCUGCCAUCUUUGAUUUUUACAACAGCAGAGGCUGGGGGGGGGGGUGGGGGGGAGAGAGAGAAAGAAAUUUAAAUGGGGUGAGUAACAUUCAGUAGGUGGUGGGUGGUGGUGCAAAAGAAAUUACUUCUCUCAUUUCCCUGCCUCCUUCCCCCACUGUCCUCUCCAACUAUCAGUCAAACUUGGCUGGUUAAAUAAAUGUUUGUGAGCUUGGUAAGAUUAUUUGCCUUAAUAAGACAUCUGUACAGCGGACUAGGCUUGCAAUCUGUAAUCAACCUAGUGUUUGAUAUCAUACAGGAUAUGGGAUGGAUUCAUAUUGGUCUACAAUCAGAUAUUCCCUUUUUCUAAGGAGCACAAGAGUGCAGCAGCAGCUCAAGGUUCUUAACCACCAACUCAACACUGCUACACUUUUGUGCUCUCCUAGCUAAGAUAGAACUCCUAAUUGCUGGUAAGGUUUACUUAACCACUUAGGUCAAUUUUUCUGUAGCAUAAACAUUUGUCAUAGUAACGAGUUAAACUUCUAAACAUACCCUAGGGGUCACUUUUUUUUUCUGCAGGUAGUCAAGUGUUUCAAGGCCCAGUUGUACAAAGGGCAGAUAAUGCCAUUCAACAGGCCCUGGUUGUUUGAAGGGUAGAUAACACUAUCCACUGGAUAAAUUGUCAUCCAGCAGAUAUUGUAGUGUGUUUUGUUAACACUUAACUACUGGAGAGCACUAUGCAGCCUUUGAACGAGCGAGGCCAGACAAAUAUCUCUCCAGUGGAUUGGAGUUAACAAAAGGCACUGUGCUAACCUCUGGAUAGGGCUUUAUACAGUGGAUAACUGUUGAAUAACUAGGGCCAGAGGUAUAGAUAUUUUCAUGUUGUGUUGUUGGAGACUAGAGGCAUAUGUAAUAGUUAACAAGUUGAUUUGCAAAUGUGGGAAAA